UCUGCAGCGAGAGGCUCAUAGCUCGAAACAGGGAAACACACAGGUACACAAAGCAGAAGCCGCCAUGGAGAAUCACGUCACCCAGAUCUCCAAAGACGACCUGGAGGACCUCAGAGAGGCCUUUAAUAAAAUUGAUAUUGAUAAGAGCGGCUUCGUGAGUGACUUUGAGCUUCAGGAGUUGUUCAGAGAGGCGAGUUUCUCCCUGCCGGGUUACAAGGUGCGAGAGAUCAUGAAGACCUUCAUCAUGGGAGACACCAACAAGGACGAGAAGAUCAGCUUCGAGGAGUUUGUUUCAAUCUAUCAGGAGCUAAAGAGCAAAACAUUGAGCGAGUCGUUCAGGAAAUCCAUCACGAGGAAAGACGGGAUCCGAUCAUUUGGGGGAACGUCAAGGAAAUCCAGUGAGGGAACGCAGCACUCCUACUCGGAUGAGGAGAAGGUGGCUUUCGUCAACUGGAUCAACAAAGCUUUGGCCAAAGAUGCAGACUGUGAACAUCUGCUGCCCAUGAACCCAAACGAUGAAAGUCUCUUCAACUCCGUCCGUGAUGGAAUCGUGCUCUGCAAAAUGAUCAACCUGUCUCAGCCGGACACGAUUGACGAAAGAGUCAUCAACACAAAGAAACUCACCACCUUCAAAAUGACCGAAAACCUGGUCCUGGCUCUGAACUCAGCGUCAGCGAUCGGCUGCAUGGUGGUGAGCAUAGACGCCCAUGAUCUGAUGGCUGGGAAACCCCAUCUGGUGAUGGGGCUGCUCUGGCAGAUUAUCAAAAUUGGUCUGUUUGCUGAAAUAGGAGUCAGCAGGAAUGAAGCUCUAAUCGGACUUCUGAAAGAGGGAGAAAAACUGGACACACUACUGUCUCUGUCCCCCGAGGACCUGCUGCUUCACUGGGUCAACUAUCAUCUACGCAACGCAGAGACGCAAACAAUCAGCAACUUCAGUGAAGACAUCACGGACUCUCGGGCCUACUUCCACCUGUUGGACCAGAUCGCUUCCUGUGGAAAGGAAGACUCCAAGAUGAGGGUCAAAAUCGACAUGAGCGGCCUCUUUGAGCCUGAUUUGGACCAGAGGGCUGAGCUGAUGCUGCAGCAGGCGGCCCGGCUGGACUGCAGACAGUUCGUUUCCGCCCACGACGUCACAUCCGGAAACAGCAAACUCAACUUGGCCUUUGUGGCCAACCUGUACAACACGCAUCCCACUCUGGGGGGAAAUCAGAUUCAUAUCAACGGCAUAGAGACCGCACACAUAGUGGGUGAGUCCAAAGAAGAGAGAACCUUUCGCAACUGGAUGAACUCUCUGGGUGUCUCUCCUUAUGUGAACCAUCUGUACUGUGACCUGUGUGAUGGUUUGGUGAUUCUGCAGCUUUAUGAGCGAGUUAAUGUCCCUGUGAACUGGAAGGGAGUCAACAGACCUCCUUAUCCAAUGCUGGGUGCAAAAAUGAAGAAGCUGGAGAACUGCAACUAUGCCGUUGACCUGGGCCGGACCAUAGCUCGUUUCUCUCUGGUUGGUAUCGGAGGAGAUAACAUAAACGCGGGCAGCCCCAUGCACACCCUGGCACUGGUCUGGCAGCUGAUGAGGAGGUACACAUUGCUGGUGUUGUCAGAUUUGGGCGAUGGAGAAAAGGUUGCAGAUCAAAUCAUCCUCAACUGGGUCAACGACACGCUGGGCGAGAAACGCAAGGACUCACAGAUCAACAGCUUCAGGGACAAACUGAUCAGCACCAGUAUGCCAGUGAUUGACCUGAUUGAUGCCAUCACUCCCGGUACAGUCAAGUGGGACAUGGUGAAGAGAGGAGAUGAGAGAGCGCUGAGGGAUGACGAUAAACUCGACAACGCCAAGUACGCCAUCUCACUGGCCCGUAAGAUCGGAGCUCGUGUUUAUGCGCUGCCUGAUGAUUUGGUGGAGGUGAAUCCCAAGAUGGUGCUGACGCUGUUCGCCUGCCUCAUGGGCCACAGCUUGAAAAAGGCCAACCGCUGAAAAACAAACAAAGAAGAAAGCAGACAUGAACAAACCUGGGAACCAAAUAUAAAUAUGAUUCAUGACAGCAUUUUGUUUCCGGUCGCUAUCUUUGUUUUCUUCAAAUCUUUGUCACGUCCAUGUAAUUUCCUUUUUAU
This is a messenger RNA of Limanda limanda (common dab), 2109 nucleotides long. Its product is annotated as plastin-1-like. NCBI's taxonomy places the organism in Eukaryota, Metazoa, Chordata, Actinopteri, Pleuronectiformes, Pleuronectidae. Gene Ontology annotation, cellular component: cytoplasm; actin filament; actin filament bundle. The record is from RefSeq and is a predicted model, not a curated record. Gene Ontology annotation, biological process: actin filament network formation; actin filament bundle assembly. The coding region runs from base 65 to 1972 and encodes 635 amino acids. The transcript is spliced from 16 exons. Gene Ontology annotation, molecular function: actin filament binding; calcium ion binding.